CGGGUAUUUAAAGGCUGCCGCUGCCUGUGCCACACCAGUCCCGCCAGGACGGCGACAGUGAAGCACCUGGGUUGAGAGGGAGCAGCAAGGUAACCGCGCAAACCCUGCCUCCCCGGCCCCCGCCCGCGCCUCAGCCGAGCCGGGUGUGGGGGGACCCAGGAGUGUGUCUUACUGCGUGUCACCUGCCAACACCUUCCUCCCCCACCAUCCUUACCCAGCCCCAGUCUCACCCAGCAUACCUGGGCGAGACAACCCGGGUGCGAAGGACAAGAGAUUACGACCGAAGAGCGAGCAAACCAGGAAGACAGCGGCCUCCUGGAGAGGAAAACGUGAUCCCAGGGGCAGACACGUGGCGCUGCGUGAAGAGACAGGGUGACCAGACGACGCUCUUCCGACCGUCCUGUUUGGCCAAACUUGACGACAGCUUCUGGGUCGCUACCAUCUAGACCUCUCAGAGCUCCCUGAACCAUGACGGAGACCCUCAACAUGAGAGAAGACCCUCUGAACCUGGGCGGUGGCGGGGCACCCUCGGCCUCCCUGCGCUCCUGGUCGUCCUGCCACCGAAGGCGCCGGGGCGCUCCCGUGUACAAUAGAUGGCACCACUAUAGCCCCAAGACCGAGUAUGGGCCCCCAAGGAAACAGCCAAAGCAACAGCACGGCCCGGGGUUUUGGUUCCAACCACCCGUGUGCUCUAACUGGGGGUGCUGGGGAGGGCCCUGGCGCCCACCCCCUCCGGGAUUCCCGAGACCCCCCGGCCGGGUGCAAGUGAUUCCCGUGUACGGCCUGCACCCGCUCUGCUUUUGCUGCUGCUCCUGCUGGAGCGGAUCCUGGAACCCUGGCUGGGCGAGGCCCCCAGGCAGGAAGAAGCGCUGGGGCCGCAGGGGCCGUAGAGGCCGCGGCCCGCGCCACCACCCUCGCCGCUCCUCCUCGCGGAGCCCGCCCGCGGAUCUGAGCACGCUGCUGCGGCCGGCCAGCCCGUACGAGUGGCGAGCGCCUGGCAUGCGGGCGCCGCGCAACACCACCCAGUUCAUCAUGGACCAGAUCUACGAGGAUAUGAGGCAGCAGGAGGAGCUGGAGCGCCAGCAGAAGGCCAUGAGGGCGCAGCCGGCGCUGGUGGGAGGCGAGGCCUCGCCGGCCGGAUCCUCCGGAAACGGCGCGCCCCCUGGCGGCAGCGAGGAAAACUGGGCGCUGCAGGAAACUUUGUAUGACCUUGUGCAGAAUCCUCUAUCAUUCAGUCCUACCCCAGAGGAAAACCAGUCUCCUGCCCCUAUGCUGGUGAAGGAAGAGGAGGAGGAGGAGAAAAAUGAUGAUGAGUAUGACCAGGAGAUGUGUGAUGCAAAGGAGGAGAGCGAGGAGGAGGAAGGAGAGGUCGAAGAUGAGGAAGAAGAGGUCGAAGAUGAGGAGGAGGAAGAGGUGGAAGAGGCUGAAUAUGUGGAGGAGAGGGAGGAGGAGGAAGAGGAGGAGCUGGAAGAGGAAGAGGAGGGCCUGGAGGAGAACAAGCAGGGAGGGGAAGAAUUUCACUUGCCUCUGGAAAUGCCUUUGUCAAUCUUCAUAGGGGCUGAAGAAACGAGAGAGAACUUUAUAAACUGUACUUUUUUAAACCCAGAGCAGAUAAUUCCCAACGUACCACAGGAAUCCCUGUUCCUGGCACAGGACUUUAACUGUUAGACAUCAGAAAAGGGAUUGAGGAAAAGGAUGGAACUGAUUUGAGGCUAAACUGGAUUAGCAAUUUAUUAAAAACUGAUUAAAAAUGCUAUGGAUCUUCCUCAGAAGAACAAGAAGUUGCUUCUGUGGAACUGGUUAUCUGCCAUGGCCUCAACAAUCCAUAAUCCAUUCAUGGAGAGGAUUCCCCAUGGUCAGAAGUCAACUUGCACAUCUAGUUAAAAUCCAAGGUAACUGCAAACAAUGGAACAUAGCUUAGGUUUUGAAGCCUGGUUAUUGGAUAUAGUCUUUGUCAUAAGUUCUGAGCAGCCAUAAAGAUAGUUUUGCAGAAUGGAUUUUUUAAAAGAAAAACAUUAUUGACUUUUUGGGGAUGGAUUAUCUUACUUUGUUUUUCAACUUGUCUUCCUUAUAAAGGAGUAAAACAAAGACGUGUAAGUGUGAGUCUGUGUGAGCUGGUUUCUGAUAUCUACAUAGCAAUUACCUAUGGAGAAUACAUCAUUCAUAGUAACGGCUUUUGUUCAAACAUUUUUAGGAAGUAAUAAUAUGUUUCUUCCUGGACAGUUAAUAAAAGUUCCAUCCAUAGCAUAUUUCCAGGAUAUCCUUAAAUGAUGAAUUUGAAUCUGCUAUCUCAGAAAUUACAUCAUUUGACUUUGAACCACAACUUAGCAUUUAUUUGUUGAAGAGAAGAAUGUGUGGUGAUGUCUUACCUGAGUGUUGAUUGUUACUGAUAUAUUGCAGUUUUCAAGGUGAUAAGCUUAAGCUAUUAAAUAAUUUAAAAAAGUAUUAAA
Molecule: messenger RNA, 2450 nt
Organism: Cebus imitator (Panamanian white-faced capuchin)
Lineage: Eukaryota; Metazoa; Chordata; Mammalia; Primates; Cebidae
Gene: CCER1
Product: coiled-coil glutamate rich protein 1
Exons: 2
Coding region: 469-1668 (399 amino acids)
Source: RefSeq, a predicted model, not a curated record